AUGCUCUCCAGCUUUUCAACUCGACCAGCGCACCACCAGGUUCCUUCCAAACUGAUCAUUCGAUCAACAAGUCUGGCAGCGGUCGUCAUCGUCAGCCUAUGGAGCAUCCUCUACCUCAAACGUUCCUUCCCCACCUAUACCGUUAAGGCCAAAUUGGAGCGGUUACUCCCCGGUGUAUCCGUCAACACAGAGAUCAAGCUACACUGGAACGAUUCCCCUCGCCGAUUGAUCGUUUUUGGUGACUCUUGGAGCGACAACGGUCAAUACCCCGUCAAUCCACCACCGCGCGAGCAGACGCCCACACGAAAUGACGCGCAAGGCAAAAUCUGGACAGAUUGGCUCUGCUCCAGCAUCUCGUGUACUCAUCAUGACAAUUUUGCAAGAUCGCUACCUCAUGUAUGGGACAGUGGGUACAGUGGUGCAGUCGUUGACAGCAAUUUACUAAACAGCACCUUGUCGAAUACUACAUUAUCAAAUAGCACCUUCAUCACAGACAUCGAAUGGGCCGAGCCGCUCGCAGAUCUGAAGACUCAAGUACAGCACUGGCUGGCAUUCGAGAAGAAGCAGUAUGCCAACAGCCGAGUAAGCGAAAUUGAGCGAAGUGGUACGGUUUUCAUCGUCUGGUUCUCAUUAUGGGAUUUGUGGUAUUACUCCGAAAAGACCCUUGCAGAAGCCGAAGCCGCUGUGGCAAAGACCAUGGACGCGCUGUUUGAACAACUCGACGUGAUCGCGGAGAAUUGGCCUUCGGAGAUGAAGCUCAUCAUACCCGAAGCCAUCGAUACCACGUUCUUACCAGGCUGGCACACCAUGAGGACUGGCCCUCGGGGCUCAGAUCCCCUCGGCGAAAAGCAGAGGAGCGCCGUUCUUCUUGUCGAGCAAUGGAAUCGAGGGUUGGACAUGAGGGCUGUCAGGUGGAGAGGGGGCUCGAUGUACAUCUACAACACCAACGUAUGGCUCCUUGAUCAGGUGCGUGAGCAACAGCUAUCCACUGCACACUUGAGCGAUGCCAAUGGCAUGGGCGCCAACCAAUCUCCAUGGAACAACGUGCGUUCUGGCUGUGUCGCAUCCAACUACAAAGCCUACGACGUGCUGGGAGAGGAUCCGACUGCGGGUCGCUGCUCUGAUCCGACCACAUACCUCUUCUGGGACGACAUGCACUUGGGGCCUGAGGCUAUGAAAAUGAUAGGACAAGGCAUAGCUCAAGACAUCGCUGCGAAUCGCGCCACAUCUUGGUUUGCCCACGCGGUAGAGGAGUCAUAUGAAGAUGAAGAUGAAGAAGCUCCGCUACCUCAAGACCCUCAUCGUGAAGAUUCACCUACGUAA
This is a messenger RNA of Letharia columbiana, 1323 nucleotides long. RefSeq lists its product as uncharacterized. The record is from RefSeq and is a predicted model, not a curated record. The transcript is spliced from 3 exons. Bases 1 to 1323 code for a protein of 440 amino acids. Lineage: Eukaryota; Fungi; Ascomycota; Lecanoromycetes; Lecanorales; Parmeliaceae.